Mauremys reevesii (Reeves's turtle) is the source of this 3361-nucleotide messenger RNA. RefSeq names its product F-box protein 25 (gene FBXO25). The record is from RefSeq and is a predicted model, not a curated record. The transcript has 10 exons. Gene Ontology annotation, molecular function: protein binding. The coding region runs from base 156 to 1235 and encodes 359 amino acids. Lineage: Eukaryota; Metazoa; Chordata; Testudines; Geoemydidae. Gene Ontology annotation, biological process: protein ubiquitination. Gene Ontology annotation, cellular component: nucleus; SCF ubiquitin ligase complex; cytoplasm.
CACAAAACUCCGUAACCAAUGGAAAAUCCUGCUGCUGGGUAGCAACAAGCGCCGCGGUAAGCGGCCAAUCAGGGGGAGCGGGAGGGUGGGGAGUUCAGCCUCAAUGUUAGUUCCGUCAACAGUCCUGCAGCUGCCCGGGUUUCGUCAGGGAAGCCAUGCCAUUUUUGGGCCAAGACUGGAGAUCUCCAGGAUGGAGAUGGAUUAAAACAGAAGAUGGUUGGAAAAGAUGUGAGUCCUUCAGUCCAGAACUUGAGGAUGAGAACAGCCAGCUCAACAACAUCAGUCACGCUGUCAUCUUAACUGAUGAUGAAGAAGAAAUAUACAGAACUGAAGAUUGUGAAUUUGCAGCCAAGAAAAGGAAAAAAGACCAUUUUCGGAAUAACACAAAAUCACAAUGUUUUUAUCGUGAAAAGUGGAUCUAUGUUCACAAAGAAAGCACCAGAGAAUAUGUUUUCUUCUUGUUCAAGAGACAUGGCUAUUGCACAUUGGGAGAAGCUUUUAAUCGCUUAGAUUUUUCAAGUGCAAUUCAGGACAUCAGAAGGUUCAAUUAUGUGGUCAAAUUGUUGCAGUUAAUUGCAAAAUCUCAGUUAACCUCACUGAGUGGUGCAGCACAGAAGAACUACUUUAAUAUUUUGGACAAAAUUGUACGAAAGGUUUUGGAAGACCAACACAAUCCACGCUUAAUCAAAGAUCUUCUUCAGGAUCUGAGUUCUACUCUCUGUAUACUAAUUAGGGGAGUAGGGAAAUCUGUGUUGGUGGGGAACAUCAAUAUUUGGAUUUGCCGAUUAGAAACUAUCCUUACAUGGCAACAACAGCUAAAAAAUCUUCAGAUGAACAAGCAAGUCAACAAUGGUCUCACACUCAGUGAUCUCCCUCUACAUAUGCUGAAUAACAUUUUAUACAGGUUCUCAGAUGGCUGGGACAUUAUUACGCUAGGUCAAGUGACCCCAACACUGUACAUGCUCAGCGAAGACAGGCAGUUGUGGAAAAAACUUUGCCAGUACCAUUUUGCAGAAAAACAGUUCUGUAGGCAUUUGAUCCUGUCAGAAAAAGGUCACAUUGACUGGAAGCUGAUGUACUUUGCACUUCAGAAAUGUUAUCCAAUAAAGGAACAAUAUGGGGACACAUUACAUUUUUGUCGACAUUGUAGUAUUCUGUUUUGGAAGUUUUCUGUCAUCCUUCUCCUGAAAGUAAUUUUUCAGAAGAUAAAGGAAAUGUUGAAAUGGAAAAACUAACAGAGCACAGCUUGUUGGCUAUGAUUUAGAAGCAGCAUGGGGACCAGCAAUAAAAGUAGCUGCUUUCACCUCUGUCUCCUGUUACAAAUUUAUGCUGUCACACAAGGCUCUUUGUCCACAGUUUACCACUUAAGCAUUAAGAGUGUUAAAUCUUUAAAACUCAAAAGUAAUGCUAUUGAAACUCUAAAUGACAAGCAAUACAUACUCCUUGAGAGUUUCUCCCAAAUGGAUGUAUGUGGCAAUCCCCACUGUCUUUUAAGCCUCUUGGCAUGCACAAGAAAGGGCCUUUUCCCCACUACAAAUACAGCUAGCUCCAACACAAGAACUAUGUUGUAACUGGUUCCUUCCAAUCCAUGGUAUUUAUAGAGGGGAAGAGCCCUGAGUUUCCUGCCAUAGCUUCCCAACAGCUCUGAGGAACAAUUUGAAGUAGCUUUCAAUGACUUGACCACUUCCUCCCUUGCAGAAGAGGAAAGGAAGCAGCACUGAAGCUCUUUAGAACUUGAGCCCAUUGCAGAAGGAGAAUCUGAUUCUGCAGCAUUUUCCACUUGUAAAGUUCCACAUUGCUUCUGCGCUUACUGCUUUAAAAAAAAGUUAUACCCCCUGCCCCCCCAAUAGUUAAUACUAGAAGGGGAAAGUCGGGGUUGGGGGGGGGGAACAGCUUGGAAAAAAGGGAAAACAAGAAACAGAUGUUUCCAGUAUUUCUGUUUCUUCACGUGUAACCACGUUUGUGGCAGGGAUUGUCUUGCUGAGCGCAUAGCUAGCACUAAAGUGAGAGAAGACAGGAAAAAUAAUUAUAUAGGGAGGAAGAAGAAAAAAGAAACACAAGUUGUGCUACUGUACAAGUCUCCAAGAAUGAUAUUGCUCCAAAACGUAUUGGUCCACCAGCCGUGGUUGAUAAACAAUUGGUCAUUCGGAUUGAUAAAAUGUAAAUGCUGCUACUUUUAUCUAGCUGUUCCUACAGUUUUCUCUCCAUUUCCUUUCCCCAGUCACUUUGCAGAGAGAGAGAGAGUGUGUGUGUGUGUCCAAUAUUGUAAUGUAUGGUAGCCAGUCCUGAAGCUCUAAUUACAGUUCUUCGCCCAUUUAUUUGUGUACUCUCUCCUCUCUAUAUAUGAUCUGCCCAAAAGUGAGUUAAGGCAUAUCACUAAAAUACUAAUCCAUACCCAGGCCAUCUCUGACCUUUAAUGCAACCCCCACCAUCACCACCACUGCCUUAGCACUUCUCUCUUUCCCUUCUAAGCCAUUCAGUGUGUCAUUGCCAAAAUUAUGCUCCUUGGUUGAUCAGACCAUAUUAUUUCUCUUUUUGAAUCACUCCACUGGCUUUGCCUUGGGCCCCCAUAUCAAGAUUAAACCUCUCAACCUUGCCUUCAGAGUCCCAUACAACUGUCUGCCUAUAGAUUUAAUCACUUAUUGUAUUCCCCAUUCUCUCCUCUAGUGCCACCAGCUUUGCAAACCCCUACUUUCCAUGCUGCAUCUGUUCAUGGUGGGUCAUCCCUAUUCCAGUGUACAAUCUCUCUCUCUCUGUCUCACACACACUCUCUCUCUCUCUCACUUCCCCAUUCAUAUCCAUCAUAAAGGCCCACAUUGUCCUAAAGGCCUGAAGCCAGGCAAAAUUAGAUUAAAGAUCUAAGGUAACUAUUUCCUCUGCCCCACCCAGUGCAUCUUCUCUGCUUUCUAGGUUGUAAGUUUGCUGGAGUACAGGCUGUCUCUGUCUGCUUUAUACAGGGCCAAAAGCCCUUGGGACAAAGGGAGAGGGAAUGUGGAAAAGCUUGUUCUGCUAUGAUUUCCUGUUUGUACCGCAGUAGUGCCUAGGAACCCCAAUCAGGGCUUGAAGCCCCAUUGUGUUGCUAUGUGCACACAUAACAAGAGAUGGUCAUUGUCCCAAGGAGCUUACAAUCUAAGUAACUGUAUGUUCUUGGCAUUUUUUUCUGUGUAAGGGCCUUGUAGGCUUUGAUCCAGAGUCCCAAAAAGCCAGUGACUUAAAACUGGUGUAGUCAGUUGCCCAGCUACUUAAUUUGUCUUCUUAAAAUGUAAAACUGAGGUGUGAAUUCUUGCAGUUCUUUUCUUUUAAAAUCAAUGCUCGGCAGCUUUUUGUUUUUGUGGGUAUUUUUUUAAAGGAGAAAAUAACC